Oncorhynchus masou masou (cherry salmon) is the source of this 1516-nucleotide messenger RNA. It is a transcript of the gene tmem81, whose product is annotated as transmembrane protein 81. The transcript has 5 exons. NCBI's taxonomy places the organism in Eukaryota, Metazoa, Chordata, Actinopteri, Salmoniformes, Salmonidae. The record is from RefSeq and is a predicted model, not a curated record. Bases 1 to 828 code for a protein of 275 amino acids.
AUGGGGAGUUGGGGUCUGUGUCUGUACAUGUCAAUCUCCCUCGUGUCCUGGUCCUUCCUCCUCCUCUGCUGCCUGUCCAGUCCUACCCCUAACCCCCUGUCCAUUGCUGACCUGGAGGACUUGAAUGCCGUCCCAGCAGAGGUCAUCAUACACAGCUCUCCAUGCAGCACCACCUGUGGUCUGGGCCUACGCACCCAGGAGCUGUGCCCACUGAGAGAGGGCCAGGUCGGGGAGGAGAAGGACUGCCAUGUCCGGAAGGUCCGCUGUGUGGACUCCUGGCAGUGUGGUCUGCAGACUGUCACUGUGCAAGCUGGUCAGCGGUUGGAGCUGGACUGUCUGGGUGAGGUGAUGGAGGCCAUGGGUCGCUUCUCCUUCCGGGUAUCGUGGCGCCACGCUCGGGGGGUGGUGACCACCGACGACUCUCUGAUGGGACGCUGGGACGCCCCCAGGUUAGACCGGCUGGUCCUGGACCCGGUGAGGGAGGAGGAUGCUGGGACAUACCGCUGUGAUGUACAGGACACUGAUUACCGCAGGGUCAAGAGACUCUACCUGGGGCUCAAGGUGCUCCCUCCUGAGUCUCUAAGACUGGACUUCCCCUCUGCUCUGGCUCGGUGGGACGAUGGGGAUGAGGAUUCCCAUGGUAACAUCAUCGUGGUGAAAGAUGACGAGGACCUGUACAGCAGCACAGUCAUCAAGGAUAUCGUGUUGAAAAGCCUCUGGGUCGCGGUGGCCGUCUUCUUCUUUGCUUUGGACAAAGGAUGUCCACAGGGCUGCCAGCUCCAAAGUUCACACAAAAAAGGCAACAGUUCUGAACUGGGUUUGAUUUAAUUUUUGGUUUAUUAAUUAUUAAAAUGUUGUUAAUUAUCUUCUAAACUUCCAUUGGUUGAAAUCUAUUGUUCAGUUAUCACUUGGCUCAUGUAAAUAAUGAUGUAAUUGCCACUUUAAACAUCUUAUCAACAUCCCCAUAGUGUUCACAUUUCUCUCAUGUAAAUGUUGUAGUUACAUUAAAAGAUUUAAUAAACAAUUUAUUUAUCCAGUCUUUGCUCUUUUCUUCUGAUUUCAAGUUGUAUUUUUUUAAUCUGUUAAGUAAUUGAAUACAUGUUUAGUAUAUUAACGACAUUCAGUAUGUUUCAUUUUUUUUAUGAGAAGUAAGUUCGUUUCAAGUUAUUGUGAAUUUGUUUAUGUAAAUGAAACAUUCCAAUGAUGUUAACACUCAGUAUUAACACUCAGUAUCUAAUAUGCAUAUUCAUAUUGAGUUUGCAGCAAAUUUCCAGCAACAAUAGAAUUGUUUGCCACAAGUUCAAAUUUACCUCAACAGUUUGCCACAAAAUACAUUUGCAAGUGAAAAUGUGCAUUAUUUCUCUCCUCUUUUUUUUUACAUUGUUGUGAAGGGCCCAUAACUAAUCAUUUAAAUAAUAAUCGUACUGUACCAGUUGUUCAUGAAGCAUGUGACAAAUGAAAUAGCAUUUGAUUUUAUCAAAGUGAUUGAUAUGCAUCAAUGGAUUCACAUUUAAUU